AGAGUUUUGAUGCUCGUACAGCCCAGCGUUAUUCGCAAUCCAGCAGUUGUCGCGAUCGGAAGCAAAUCGGAAAAUCUCCCUUGGAUUCCUAGAACACGCAGCCGAAAAAUUUGCUGGUUGUGUUGCCGCGACGUCGACGCCUUUCAAUUGGAUUCAGGGUUUAAUUUAUUGAAAUGUUGCCCUUUCGCUUGGGCCUGCUGCUACUUGGCGCCGUGCUAUUCGUGGCAAGCGCAAAUGGAGCUGCCAUCGAAAAUGAGGCUACUAGUCUGAACGACUUGCAGCGGGAGAAGAGAAGCGGCAGAGGCUAUUCGAGGGGACAAACCCAGUCUCAGUACUUAAACUUCGGCAAGCCUGAGGAGGAUGGAAAGGCCGAGGCGGAGGCCACCGAAAAUGGAUCUCGCUCCACUGUCUCUGGCACCCAUGGAAUGGGUCAGGCUCAGAGCCAGUUCUCAUCAGGGGACUGCAAUGGAUGUUCUGGCUACCAAACGGAUUACCCUUCUUCAGGCAGAAUUGUCGAUGCUAGUGGAUCCGGAGGCAUCGGUAGACCCGAUUCCAUUAUAAGCUUACCCGGAGGUGGAAUCGGUGGAGCGCGCCCUGGAUAUGGAACUCAAUCUGGUGUUGGGGGGCCAGCAGAAAGGCAACCGGGCUAUACAGGAAUUGGAGGGCAAGCUGGAAGCGUAUCCGGACAGCCGGGAUCAGAAAGUCAGUUGGGAGGUGACCAGCCAGCAGGCGGAGUCAGUCAACCCGGAGUGCAAGGUCAACCUGGUGUUGGUGGACAGACAGGAACAGGUCAAAUUGUAUACGGAAGCCAGCCUGGAUUAGGAGGACAGACCGGUGCCGGGCAACCUGGUUAUGGUGCUCUUCCUGGAGUUGGCGGCCAGACCGGAGCUGGACAACCCGGAUACGGAAGCCAACCUGGUAUUGGUGGACAGACUGGAGCCGGACAUCCCGGUUAUGGAAGCCAACCUGGAGUUGGCGCUCAGGGCCAACCUGGAGUUGGAGCUCAGACCGGAGCCGGACAACCCGGAUUCGGUGCCCAACCUGUCGGACAGACUGGGGCCGGACAGCCCGGAUACGGAAGCCAACCUGGAGUUGGGGCUCAGACUGGAGGCGGACAACCCGGAUACGGAAGCCAACCUGGUAUUGGUGGACAGACUGGAGCCGGACAGCCCGGAUACGGAAGCCAACCUGGAGUUGGCGGACAGACUGGAGCCGGACAGCCCGGAUACGGAAGCCAACCUGGUAUUGGUGGACAGACUGGAGCCGGACAGCCCGGAUACGGAAGCCAAUCUGGAGUUGGCGGACAGACUGGAGCCGGACAGCCCGGAUAUGGAAGCCAGCCUGGAGUUGGCGGACAGACUGGAGCCGGACAGCCCGGAUAUGGAAGCCAACCUGGAGUUGGCGCUCAGACCGGAGCCGGACAACCCGGAUACGGAAGCCAACCUGGUAUUGGUGGACACACUGGAGCCGGACAGCCCGGAUACGGAAGCCAACCUGGAGUUGGCGGACAGACUGGAGCCGGACAGCCCGGAUAUGGAAGCCAACCUGGAGUUGGCGCUCAGACCGGAGCCGGACAACCCGGAUACGGAAGCCAACCUGGUAUUGGUGGACAGACUGGAGCCGGACAGCCCGGAUACGGAAGCCAACCUGGAGUUGGCGGACAGACUGGAGCCGGUCAGCCCGGAUAUGGAAGCCAGCCUGGAGUUGGAGCUCAGACUGGAGCCGGACAGCCCGGAUAUGGAAGCCAACCUGGUAUUGGCGGACAGACUGGAGCUGGACUGCCGGGAUAUGGAAGCCAACCUGGAGUUGGCGCUCAGUCCGGAGCCGGACAGCCCGGAUAUGGAAGCCAACCUGGUAUUGGCUCUCAGACCGGAGCUGGACAACCCGGCGGUACCCAACCUGGAAUUGGCGGACAGACUGGAGCCGGAUAUGGAAGCCAACCUGGAGUUGGAGCUCAGACCGGGGUCAGUGAAGGGCAACCUGGUUACGGAGGCGGAAAUACAGGUCAACCCGGCUAUCUAAGCCAACCAGGGGUUGCAGGAUCGCCUGGAUACGGAAAUCAGCCAGGAACUGGGGUGCAAACAGGUCCCAGUGUAGUGUUACCAGGUUACGGAGGUCAACAACCCGGAUAUGGAACGCAGCCUGGAAUUGGUGGACAGACCGGAGCCGGACAACCUAGAUACGGAGUACAACCUGGUGUUGGUGGACAGACUGGAGCCGGACAACCUGGAUAUGGAGCACAACCUGGUGUUGGUGGACAGACUGGAGCCGGACAACCGAUUGGAGGGAAAUUUGGAUACGCAUCUCAACCAGGAAUUGGCGGUCAGACCGGAGCCGGACAACCGGGAUACGGUAGCCAGCCUGGAAGUGGCGGACAACCAGGAGCCGCACAACCUGGAUAUUGGGCUCAACCUGGUAUUGGUGGACAGACUGGAGCCGGACAGCCCGGAUACGGAAGCCAACCUGGUAUUGGUGGACAGACUGGAGCCGGACAGCCCGGAUACGGAAGCCAACCUGGAGUUGGCGGACAGACUGGAGCCGGACAGCCCGGAUACGGAAGCCAACCUGGUAUUGGUGGACAGACUGGAGCCGGACAGCCCGGAUACGGAAGUCAACCUGGAAUUGGCGUUCAGACCGGUGUCGGACAACCCGGAUACGGUAGACAAGCUGGAAUUACCGGACAGACGGGAGCCGGACAGCCAGGAUACGGCGGCCAGCCUGGAAUUAGCGGACAGGCCGGAGGUGGACAGCCAGGAUACGGAGGACAGGCUGCCAUAAGCGGAUUCCCUGGGUAUGGCUCUCAGCCAGGAAUUGGAGCACUAACCGCUGUCCCUGGUUUAUAUUACGGAUACGAAACUAAGCCUGGAGUUGGUGGACAGACCGGAACCAACCAGCACGGGUACGGUGGUCAACCUGGAGUUGGCGGACAGACUGGGGCCGGACAGCCCGGAUACGGAAGCCAACCUGGUAUUGGUGGACAGACUGGAGCCGGACAGCCCGGAUACGGAAGCCAACCUGGUAUUGGCGGACAGACUGGAGCCGGCCAACCGGGAUAUGGAUUUAUAGCUCAGCCUGGUAUUGGAGGGCAAACUGGAACCAGUGGAAGGCAACCCGGUUACGGAACCCAACCAGGAAUUGGUGGACAGACUGGAGCUGGACAACCCGGAUACGGAAGCCAACCUGGUGCUGGCGGACAGACUGGAGCCGUACUGCCCGGAUAUGGAAGCCAACCUGGAGUUGGCGGACAGACCGGAGCCGGUCAGCUCGGAUACGGAAGCCAGCCUGGCGGACAGACUGGAGCAGGACAGCCCGGAUAUGGAAGCCAACCUGGUGUUGCCGGACAGACUGGAGCCGGACAACCCGGAUACGGUGCCCAACCAGGUUUUGGAGGACAAUCCGGAUACGGAAACCAACCUGGUAUUGGCGGACAGACUGGAGCCGGACAGCCCGGGUAUGGAAGCCCACCUGGAGUUGGCGGACAGACUGGAGCCGGACAGCCCGGAUAUGGAAGCCUUCCUGGUGUUGGCGGACAGACUGGAGCCGGACAACAAGGAUACGGUGUCAUACCAGGUUUUGGAGGACAACCCGGAGCCGUACAACCCGGAUACGGGAGCCAACCUGGAAUUAGCGGACAGACCGCCGCUGGAAAGCCCGGAUACGGUGGUCAACCUGGAAUUGGUGGAUCGCCUGGGUAUGGAACACAGCCAGGAACUGGAGGUCAAGCAGGAAUUAGCGGUGGCCAACCCGGGUACGGAACUCAACCUGGAGUUAGUGGACAAGCCGGAGCCGGGCAACCCGGAUACGGAACCUUACCUGGAACAGGUGGUCAGGUCACGGCUGGCCAACCCGGAUACGGAACCGGAUCUCAACCCGGAAUUGGCGGACAGACAGUAGGUGGACAAGGUGGCUACGGUAGCCAACCCGGAAUCGGUGGAGCGCCAGUUUAUGGAACACAGCCAGGAGGUGGCGGCCAAACUGGAGUCGUUGGAGGACAGCCCGGACAGACCGGAGACAGAGUAGGACAACCAGGAUACGGAACCCAGACAGGACAAAUUGGGGCACCAGGUCGAUAUACAGAUGGAAGUCAAACUGUACCUGGUGCUGUUGGAACCGGCGGAGUUGUUGCUGCCGGUACCAGCGGAGCUGACGAUGCCUUCUCCCAAGCCGAGUCCUCAAUUGGCGACGGACAAGCCUCAGCAAGUGCUCAGGGCAAGAAGAAUGGAGGCACGGCCAAGACUCAGGUGUCGGGAACUUACAGCUCCGGCGGAACCUUUAGCGCCAGUGCAAUGACGUCCGAUGCUGAUCGUGCGGCCAGUGCCCAGGUUACCGGAAAUGCUGAUGGAGCCGUAAGUCAGUCGCAGGGAUCAGGAGGUCCUGCCCAGUCGCAGGCCCAGGUACAGGUGGCCAAGGACGGCGGCACCAAGGCCUCGUCGCAGAGCGGAGGCAUCAUCCAACAGAGCCAGAGCGAGGUGCACGCCAAUGACAAGGGCGGCCUGGCGGACGCCCAGUCGAGCGGACCCGGACAAACCUCCUCCCAGGCCCAGAUCGGUUUCCGACCCGGCCAGGAGGCCAAUCCGCCAGCAGCUAAUGGUGGCGGCCAGGCAUCGUCCUCAUCUGGCACUCACUCUAGUCAGAGUAGCUCGCAGAUUCACGGAACAUCCAGCUUUGGUGUUUCGUAUCAUGGUGCUGCACAAUCCGCGUCGGGAACCAAGGAGCAGGUGGCUACUUACAGGGAAGCCAACAGGGAACUCUUCAAUACCAUCAGUCAGUUUGGCAACAACGGGAAUGCUGUUACUGAUCGCGCUGAUGCUGUCUACAGUGGCCCCGCACUUACCGAUGAGUCCGACAGAGUGCCAGAGGCGCAACUGAAGUCCACCAAGCCCAAGGAGGAAGCGGAGCAGGUAGUGAACAAGCCAGACCAGCCGGAGGCCGUUCAGUACGAUGAUGAAGAUGAGGCCGAACCUGAUGAAUACGAUGAUGAUGAGUACUACAACGAGAAGCCAGUGAAGCUAGAGGAAACCCCAAAGUCGGCCAGCAUAGUGGCACCAACCGAAGCAACACCUAAGCCCAAGACCUACGACCAGUCGUCACCCACGCAAAGCCAACAGACAGUCGUAGUGCCGGUGCCGGGUGAAAAAUAUCAGGUGGUGCAAAAGCAGAACGGUAAGGCCACCAUCAAUGCUGAGCCCUCGACCACCGAGGCCAUACCACCGGGAUUCCGAGGAACCGUGAAUGUGGAAAAGAAGUUCCACACCAAGGCCCUGGAGCUGCACGCUCCCAAGGGAGUGGAGAUCACACCCGACACCAGCGACGAGGGUCCGGUCCGGGGUGACAAGCCCCUACGGCGUGCUCCUGAUAGCUACGUGACCGUCACCAAGUCAGUGACCGGCAGCAUGGACAACACAAAGAACCCACCGCAGGAGAACAAGAACUUCCAGUCCACCUAUUACACCAAGUCCUCGACCUGCGGCUACUUCACCUUCUCCUGCAACAUUGUCUACGGCGCCAAUGGAAGGAGCAAGAUCUGCCGUCCCAAGGCGCCCACCAAUGGAAAGUGCUAGGGAUAGCACAAUACACAUCCCACCCAUAUUAUAGUAGAUCAGUUCCAGAGGGGCUCAAUUUUAGAACAGCUCAACCAACUGCCAUCUACAAACCACCCAGUUGUAUUUUGAUGCAGCUUGCUCUUGAGCACUUAAGUGUUUUUUCGCAUAUAAUUAAAUGGUUUCACUGCCAAUUCUUGAAUAUUUCGUACGAUUUGCAACUGUAAUUAAUAUUUAAUAACAAAACACAAUAUGAAAAA
This is a messenger RNA of Drosophila simulans, 5800 nucleotides long. RefSeq lists its product as uncharacterized. The record is from RefSeq and is a predicted model, not a curated record. The transcript is spliced from 9 exons. The coding region runs from base 174 to 5561 and encodes 1795 amino acids. Lineage: Eukaryota; Metazoa; Arthropoda; Insecta; Diptera; Drosophilidae.